This is a messenger RNA of Gadus chalcogrammus (walleye pollock), 7303 nucleotides long. RefSeq names its product zinc finger protein 646. Lineage: Eukaryota; Metazoa; Chordata; Actinopteri; Gadiformes; Gadidae. The transcript has 5 exons. Gene Ontology annotation, cellular component: nucleus. Gene Ontology annotation, biological process: regulation of transcription by RNA polymerase II. Bases 1561 to 6528 code for a protein of 1655 amino acids. Gene Ontology annotation, molecular function: DNA-binding transcription factor activity, RNA polymerase II-specific; RNA polymerase II transcription regulatory region sequence-specific DNA binding. The record is from RefSeq and is a predicted model, not a curated record.
AUCUCAGAAGGUUAUUUUUCCCGAGAUCAACCGAGACUCGAGGUACCAAAAAUGUCUCGGUGGCUAGGACACUAGAGCUGCACCAACUGUGGAUGUUUGAUUUAUUCGAUUUUUUUUUUUGCACUAACAUGCACCGCGCAGGAGCAAAAUGGACGUAAACAAGUGAUGUAUGAACUUGGAAUUAAAGCUAAAUUGACUAAUUGAUCUGUUAAAAUACUCGAAAGAAUAAGAUGUUUCAUGGCUGCUGAAAUUGUAUUCUGCGCAUGAUGACGCGCCAAAGCACGUCUGUCCCCGCUUAGCGGCCAGGCUUGCAGGAAGUAUGUUGAAUCGGUGGAAAAAAGAGCGAAGGACUCAAGUCGAUUGUUGAUUUGGAAAAACAACCAUGUCUAAUCGAUGAACUCAGACAAUCUGUUUUUCCCAAAUUUUGCAUCGUUCACACUGUGGGCACAAAGGCCAACUGAGGGGUAAGUCGAAGGCGCUAAACGUCUAAAAUGAGAUUUUCCAUCCAUGGGCCGUAGCAUAUUUGUCGAGAUCUUUGUGUCGGUCCAGGCUAGCCCGGGGUUGCUACAGCUAGCUAGGCUAACUGGCAAUGCUAUGUGUAUUUGCCGUGCAGUCAAUUGUUAAAAUUAUUCCAGGUUCAUUUGUCUGUUGAUUAAAACAAAAAUGGACACUUCUUUUCAUGCAAAUGGAACAAUUGUUGCAUUUAAGUCGGACUAUAUUGCAGUUAUAUUACAUAUGGAACUUCCGUUUUCCUCACUUUUUACCAUCGUGGGGGGUGCUAGCUGGCUAUGUGCUAAGACGGCCGCAUAGCCUGCAAGUUUGCGUUUAUACCCGAUGACCACAAAAUGUAUUAUUGGAAAGUGAUUCAGUCGACAGAGGGUUACUCAUUCUCGUGAUUGCAAGAUAUUACUCAUCCGUCAAAUAUCCUCCGCCCACCCGACCCAUGAGUCCAGCUAGCAUACAAUGUUUGCAUAGAUAAAAACUAACAUUGUAGGCUAACGCGUUAGCCGGUUGGUUAGCAUGGGAAAAUGGCUUGCUGUUCGAAAGCCAUUUUCCGAUGAAAAUGGGGUCUCAGUGAAAGUGGGUUGAGGUCUUCGGAUAUUAUCGCUUCACUGCGUAGCGCCGUGAACGCCAUUCAAAUAUUACAAUGAGGGAAGCUUGUUUUAUACAAAAUGGGUAGAACUAGGAUUAGUUCAUGUACGGUCGCGACUAUGCAGUUGUUGGAAAUUAUGGGAGUGGGCGAAGGAAAUGUCGGCGGUAAAGAUGCCCCGCUUUUGUCCUGGCAAAUACAUGCUGGGCUGAACCCGGCAUAGAAAAGACGGUCCAAGUGUUACCUCAUUGGCCGCUGUGACCCCAGGCCCACCUCCUGCUUGCCAGGAAGGGCCUUGAUUGGCUGAACCUGUACCCAGCUUCUGGGGAGAACAUGGCUGCCACCACCCACUGCUAAACAGCUAAGCCACAGUCUUCUUCCCCCCCCCCCCUCCCCCCACCUCUUCCUCAUCACUGUUCAUAACUGCAUUGUGAACUGUGAUUCUCCCUUCAAAUUUGAAUUACAGUACUAUGGCAAUGCAUGAUAUGAGCCGUGCAAAGGGUUUCCCCUGUAAAGAGUGUGAUAUGGUCUGCCCGAGUACACCUAGUCUACUAGAACAUAUGAAAGCACAUUAUCAGCAGGAAGAGACCGGACGUUUUGAGUGUGAGCAGUGUGGCAGAAUUUACAAGCACGCAGGAAGUUUAGCCCAUCACAAGAAAUCUCACGAAGUAGGUUCAUUUCAGUGCCCCGUUUGUACCCGUACUUUACCCAACGCAGUAGCUUUGAAAAACCACUUACGCAUCCAUACAUUGUCCCCUAGUAGUGCGCAGACAGAAGAAGAGAGUGAGGAGGUAGUCGAAGACGGCGGCCACGACGAGAGGGACUACAGCCUUGCCCAGGACCUCUCCGAAAACUUUGGGCGUACUCAUUUGAACAACAGUGGCAUAACCCAUAGUGUCCUGCAAAGCCACGAGGCAGAGGAACACGGAAAAAAAGGCUCCCCGGGAUCUGACGACGCCUGGGACAGGCCCUUUAAGUGUGAUCAGUGUGACAGAACCUACCGCCACCACGGUAGCCUGGUGAACCACAAGAAGUGUCACCAGCAAGGAACUUUUAAGUGCUCUGUGUGUUUCAAGCAAUUCAGCAACCUGGCGGCGCUAAACGGCCACGAGCGUACCCACUCCAAGUUCAAGACUCCCGGGGCAUCCAUGGUGAGCAGCAGUAGCAGCCUCCAUAGCUCGGAGCGAGGCAGCAGCAACCAGUCGUCCCAGAACGACGACGGGGGUUCCUGCUUUUGCCACCUGUGCCAAGUUACACUGCCAAACAAGGCAGACUUCCAGGAGCACAUCCUGCUGCACAACGCAGCCUCGUCCUCCCUUGGCCUCUCUCGCAGCUUCCCCGGCAUCAUGCCCCACAACCUGAGUGCAGUCCGCUCCCCGGCAUACACCCCGGCCCUGGGUGACCCACUGCCCCUGCCGCCGCUGCCAAGUGAGAAAAGGGGCCCGUAUGAUCCAAUCAUGGGCCCUCCUGUCAACAAUCCCAUCUAUACUUGUGCAUAUUGUGGCGCAGGCCAUCCAGAUCUCGAGAGUCUGAAGGUCCACUACUUGACCCAUGACCCCCAUCCCGGUGCUCACAGUCAGGAGAGCGCCAUCCUUAACUCAGAUGGGAUGAGCUCAGGGUCCCAAGGCUCAGUAUCAUCGCCAUCCGGUGGACGAGUGCCACAAGCCAACUCCCCAGAUGAUGGAGAACGCCGGUUUAAGUGUGGCGAGUGCGGUAAAAGCUACCGCCACGCCGGGAGUCUGGUGAACCACAAGCGAUCUCACCAGACAGGCCAUUACCAGUGCACCAUCUGCUGUAAGCAGUACCCUCACCUAGCGGCUCUGCACAGCCAUCUACGUAGCCACAAGGGCCGCCCCUCCAACCAGCCCCUGAACAAUGACAGCAAUGAUUGGCUGUCUUCAGAGCCACUGACCUUAGAUUCUCAGAAUAGCUAUGUCCAAGAGGGUAGUGGUGCCACUACUCCGAUCUCACUACCUGGCAAUCUAGGUGAUGCUGCCCACUUUGUACCAGAUGGAGGUCACAGCAGCGGACUCGACUCUUUAGAGUUCCAUGACCGCUUUGAUGGAGGUUCCUUGUCCCAAAGCAACUCAGCACACCGCCAGGCAGACCGGCAUAUGUGCGCAGAUUGUGGCGAGAUGUAUGGCGACAUAUCAGGCAUCAAGUCCCACAUGUGCCCCCGGCGUGGCCAGCAGCAGCAACCGCAGGGCAACAUGUCCAAUGGCUUCAUGGGAAACAUGAACUAUCACAGCCCCGGUGGGACAUCUCUGCCAUCCGGAGGCUCAAGUAGCAUGAAGGAGGGCAGCAGCCAGCGCCAGUACUCGCAGAGUGGAGGCAAAAGGAUGGGAAACAAUGACAAAGAGGAAGACGACGGGGAGGUAUACCAGUGCUCUGUGUGCGGCAACCAUUACGCCAGCCUCAGAGCCCUCCGGAGCCAUCUCCGCAGCCACGCCAACAAUCCAACCACACCCGGGCCGUCCAACUUGGAACAAGAAUGGAGGAUGAUCUGCUCCACCUGUGGCCAGAGUUUCUCUAGGAAGCAAGACCUUUUGAAUCACCAGCUUAUCCAUGGGCCCCAGACCGCAGAACGCCAGUCCCAGCCAAAUGUGAGCACCGCUGCCAACGGCAAUGACAAGAUGGAUGGUCGCAAUCACAUUUGCGUGGACUGCGGAAUGUUUUUUGCCGACCGCCACCACCUGAUUACUCACCUUUGCCCUGGCAAGAACCGAUCAGGGAACCUGAGCAAGCAGGGCCUGAACGGAGCCAAAAGGAUGUCUGGAGGAGAGGGAGUCAGUGGAGGGGUUGCUGGCGGCAGCGGAGAUGUUGGAGGAGAUGGCCGGAGGUCGAUGGGAGAACAAGGCGACAGGCCCCAUAAAUGUGACCAGUGUGGCCGAGGUUACAGGCACCCAUGCUCCCUCCUCAACCACAAGAAAUCCCACAAGACUGGAGUGUUCCGCUGCCUGGUGUGCCAGAAGCGCUACUACAAUCUGCUGGCACUCAAGAAUCACCAAAGGACCCACUUUGACUUGAAGAGGCACAAGUGUGAGGAAUGUGGUAAGGCUUUCAAGAUCCAAAAGCAACUUAUCAACCACCUGCGUCUCCAUGAAGAGCAUCGGGCCAAGGGCCUGAUCCGCACUGGCCCCAAUGGAUCCCGCUUCCAGCAAGCUGGAACAUCCCAAAUGCAGAGUAUGAGAGGCGAGUCCUCCAAGAGCCACGGAAUGGGGGUAAAAUAUGCCAAUGCCCAGCAAGGCUUCAAGAAACCCUACUCCUCAGCAGGAACAUCUAGGCCCCAGAAAUUUGAUCAGUCUGAGGGAGGGCGCCGUCCCUUUGCCUGUGACGAGUGUGGAAAGACAUACCGCCAUGCAGGUAGUCUGGCCAACCACAAAAACCUCCACAAGAUCGGGGAAUACCAUUGCAAUGUCUGCAACUCCACAUACCCCAAUCGGCUGGCCAUGAAAAACCACCUGCGUCUCCACUUCGCCCAGAAGAAGCACAACUGCCAGGAGUGUGGCAAGGGCUUCCGCACUCAGAAACAGCUUGCCACCCACAACACCGCAGGCCUCUGCAAGGGGCCCCAGGGUCCGGGAGUCCAGAUGGAUUUUGAGUGUGAUGGCUGCUGCGAAGGUUACGCAACAGCCGACGAGCUAGCGGCCCACGACUGCCCGGCCCAACACCUGCCUUCCUCCUCCGCCUCCGUCAAUAGCUCCAACCUCAGCUUGGAGGGCCGAAGUGUGGACCUUGACUCUGACGAGAGGCCCUACGCCUGUGACCUGUGCAGCUGCGCCUACAAGCAUGCCAGCUCCCUGCUGAACCACAAGCACACCCACAAGACGGGCGACUUCCGUUGCAACUUCUGCGACAAGCCGUACACAAACUACAUGGCCCUGCGCAACCACAUGCGCAUCCACACGCAGCGGAAAAAGCACAUCUGCCACACGUGCGGCAAAGCCUUCCGGCUGGCCAGAUUCCUCCGCAACCACCAGAAGGUCCACGAGGAGGGUGCCACACCCUUUGGUUGUCCGAGCUGUGGGAAGAGUUUCCAGGGGAGAUCGGGCCUGGCUAGGCACCGCUGCGGGGACAACCAGGUAGGCAUGGAAGGCAGGAGGAAGGCCGCUGCACCCGCAGGAGAGGGCGAAGAGUGUCGGUACACAUGUGAUCAGUGCGGCCGCUCCUACCGUCAUGCCAGCUCCCUCCUCAACCACAAGAACACCCACACCGUCGGAAUUUACCACUGCGCCGUCUGCCUCAAGACUUACUCCAAUCUGCUCGCCCUGAAGAACCACCGCCGCAUCCACUCCGAGACCCGUCGCCACCGCUGCCACGACUGUGGCAAAGCCUUCCGCGUCUCUUCCCAGCUCUACAACCACCGCCGUGUCCACCAGAAGCAGCGGGAGCUCACCUGCCGCUCCUGCCAGCGCUCCUUCCCCACGCAGGCCAGCUUCCGGCUCCACAUGGAGAUCAGCCACGGACAGGCCCCUCAGCCCCGCCAGCCCAGAUCCCAGCAGCCCCGGCCGGGAGGCUCCCAGGAGCUGGGCUGGGGCUCGGGCCUGGACCACACUCUGAUGCAGGCGCAGGGCCUCAACCCCCACGGUAUGAACAAGGCUCGUGGUCGCGGCGGUCACGGCGGGGUCAUAAAGUCGCAUGUUUGCGACCAGUGCGGGCGCGCCUACCGCCACGCCAGCUCCCUGCUCAACCACAAGAACAGCCACAAGACGGGUACCUACUUCUGCAACUCCUGCCAGAAGGAGUUCCCCAACCUCAUGUCCCUGAAGAACCACCGGCGCAUCCACACGGAGCCCAAGCGCUACCAGUGCCCCGACUGCGGCAAGUCCUUCCGCGUCUCCACCCAGCUCAUCUGCCACCGGAGAAUCCACACCAAGGAGAAGCCCUUCUCCUGCCAGCAGUGCGACAAGCGCUUCUCCUCCAGGUCCAACCUGAGGCACCACAUGAAGGUUCACUGGAGCGGCUCCACGGCGCCCCCUUCCAUGUCCAUGGGUGCGCCCAACUUCUUGGACUUAAGCCCGGUGGGUUCCACAAGCAGCUCCAAGAACUAUGUGUGCAACCAGUGCGGACGCGCCUACCGCCACGCCAGCUCCCUGCUCAACCACAAGAACAGCCACAAGACGGGCACCUACUUCUGCAACUCCUGCCAGAAGGAGUUCCCCAACCUCAUGUCCCUGAAGAACCACCGGCGCAUCCACACGGAGCCCAAGCGCUACCAGUGCCCCGACUGCGGCAAGUCCUUCCGCGUCUCCACCGCGCUCAUCUGCCACCGGAGAAUCCACACCAAGGAGAAGCCCUUCUCCUGCCAGCAGUGCGACAAGCGCUUCUCUUCCAGGUCCAACCUGAGGCACCACAUGAAGGUUCACUGGAGCGGCUCGCUGCUCUCCAGGGGUUCUUCCUCAGCUUUCCUCACCAUUCCAUCCCGUCCUUUCCUGUAGAUCUACGCCUGCGCCCAUGUAGGGCUCACAGCCCUCAACCUUUUUCCUCAGCGGUUGCAGUGGAAACAGUGUUGCUAUGAAUGGGGCGGAGGGGAGCGCUUUCGCCACCAAGAAUAAACACCCGCAAAGAGCCGCAAAUGUUUGGCCCCUGUUGGAAAUUGGUCUUGUAUUCAAAAAUGUGCAAAAGGACGUAUUUGUGACCUGCAGAAAACCCUUUAAAAACGAGUUAACAUCCAGGAAGGAGUGGGCAGGUUUCUAAAAAACAUCCACCCAUGCAUGAACAUCUCUAGUCUUCUCAAGGCCCAGCAGAAUGUUGCUUAGUCAUUGUGAGCUUGGACCCUUAAGAUUGCUUGAAAGGUGUUUCCUUUGACAAUCAUCAGAGGUAUUCAACUCUUUCCUCAAUUGAGACUGGGAUGAGAAAAUGACGUUUUGACAAUUUUAACAGUUCAUAGACAUUACAGACCAAAGGAUAUUGGCACAUUAAUCCAUCUCAUGCCACAAAGACAAGUCAAUGUAGCAUAAAGUGGAUUGAACUGCUGAUAGGAUGCGCUUGGUCUGCCGGUCUGUACGCCUUGAUGUAAACUCUGUGGGGGAAGGUUGUGCACAGGACAGAAUACAGAGUACUUUUUAAUGGUAUUCUCUGUCACAACUUCCGUAGGCGCCUCUGCUUUUGGACUUCCAAGCAACUAACAAGCAGGCUAAAUUGACACAGGCCUCCACGACCUGAUACUUGGCACAUUACAAGUAUACUUGCAUUGUUUUGAAGUAAGGACUG